AUGUUCCCCCAGUUAUAUCGACUAUUAGCAAAAUCAACAAUGUCGAAUGUGUCAGCCAAAAAAGCAAUAAUCAGUAUUGUUGGAACCACAGGUGUUGGUAAAUCUCAAUUCAGCAUCGAUUUAGCACGAGCCAUAGGUGGUGAAAUUAUCAAUGCUGACUCAAUGCAAGUCUAUCAAAAACUAGAUCAAAUAACCAAUAAACAUCCACUAGAUGAAAGAAUGGGAGUUCCUCAUCAUGUCAUUGAUUACGUACCAUGGGAUGAAGAUUAUCAUAUACAUAAAUUCAAUCAAGAUGCUCAACUGAUUAUUGAUGAGAUACACAACCGAGGUAGAAUCCCCAUUGUAGUUGGUGGAACCCAUUACUACUUACAGACUUUAUUAUUCAACAAUAAAACAAUCGACGACUCGAAAUCCAAUUUGAAAGAGUUGACGGGAAAACAAUUGGAAAUCUUAGAUGGUCCUGUUGACAUUCUAUUUCGAACUUUGCAAGAAGUAGAUCCAAUAAUAGCAAAAAAAUUCCACCCGCAAGAUCAUCGAAAACUACGUCGAGCUUUGGAAAUAUACUACACGAAAGGUGAAAAGGCAUCAGAAAUUUAUCAUGAACAAAAGCUUGAUGAAUUAGAUUCUAGUUCCAUGAAGUAUAAUACAUUGUUUUUUUGGGUAUAUUGUGAUCCAGAAAUACUUAAUGACCGAUUAGAUAAACGAGUUGAUAAAAUGAUGGAAAAUGGGGCCAUAGAAGAAAUCAAGGAAAUGUAUGAUUUUUAUAAAUCCAAACAGGAGCAGAAUCUCACGUGUACUUCGGGGAUCUGGCAAGUGAUUGGAUUUAAGGAGUUUUUGCUUUGGUUGGAAAGUAAUCAACAGAAUGCCAAGCUAUUUGAACAUGGUAUCGAACGAAUGAAAAUUCGAACUAGACAAUAUGCAAGAUACCAAGUUAAAUGGAUCAAGAAAUCGUUAUUGACAGAAUUAGAAAAGGAAUCAAAAUUUGAUUUCGUAAAUGGUGGGAAAUUGUAUAUAUUAGAUGCCACAAAUUUAGACAAGUGGCAUGAAAAUGUGGAUGAAAUAGGAAUCCAAAUCGCUAAGGAUUUUUUGUCAAAGGGGGCAAAUGGAGUUUUACUACCACAAGCUCCAGAAGAAUUGAGGCAUUUUUUUGAAGCACCUAAUGAAAUAAAGUCUAAUCGAAAACUUGAGUCCCAAGAAAACUGGAAGCAUUUUGUUUGUAACAUUUGUAAAGACAAACAAGGCAAUCCUUUAGUUGCAGUGGGUGAAGAUAGCUGGAAUGUGCAUAUAAAUAGUAGACGCCAUAAGAAGCAUGAAGAGUCUAUCAAAAAGAGAAAACAUAACGAAGAGAUGAUUAGGUUGAAGAAAAUAAAAUCAAAUCAAGAAGUGGGAUUGACGGAGCAAAGCACUUUUUAA
This is a messenger RNA of Candida dubliniensis CD36, 1413 nucleotides long. Its product is annotated as tRNA dimethylallyltransferase. NCBI's taxonomy places the organism in Eukaryota, Fungi, Ascomycota, Pichiomycetes, Serinales, Debaryomycetaceae. Bases 1 to 1413 code for a protein of 470 amino acids. Gene Ontology annotation, cellular component: mitochondrion. Gene Ontology annotation, molecular function: ATP binding; tRNA dimethylallyltransferase activity. The transcript has a single exon. Gene Ontology annotation, biological process: tRNA modification. The record is from RefSeq and is a predicted model, not a curated record.